AGUAAAAGCCUGAGCUGUCCCGAGGAUAGUCUCCAAAUGCCAGCUACAUGGCUGCAGCUUGUAGGCAGGCCUCUCACCAUGCUGGGGCAGGAGCCUUCAGCGGCUAUAGUGCUCUUCUGAAAUGCUGGGUGGAGUGCUUCCUUCCAGAGGCCUGGCCAUCCUCUGGAAACUCCAAAGCCUUUGGAGUUUCCUUAGGCCUUUUCUGUCGUCUAAGUUCUCCAUGAGGAGGACUGGACAAGAAUCCAUUCCCUGGCUAACAAGGAUGGCCAGUGAAGGGAAGGGUAUGAGGCUAUGGGCAGUGCAGUACAGGGUCCAGACAAGCAAGUUUUGGCUCCAUAUAAGAAAGAAUUUUAAAGCCAUCCCCCAGUGAAGCCAGUGGUCUCGUGGGUAGUGACCCUUCUGUCCCUGGAGGUGUGUUAUUGGAGGCUGGGCAGUCACCUGUCUAGGGAAAGAGAUACGAAUACAGUGGAAGGUUGGACUGGGAAGCCUGGGGUCCUUUCCAGCCCUCAGUCUGAGGUUCUGUAUUGGAAAGUGUAUGGAGCCACCGGAGACAGCCGCCUCACACUCCUCGCCUGGCCACUCGCUGCUGAGAGCACAAGGAACCUCCCACCCCCCCGGUUGGCCCCUCUGCCAUCCUGCUGAGCAAGCCGCUGUCUCCAACGCUGAAUCUCCCAGUCAGCCUGCCGAUCGCCAGGAGCGUACUGCUGUCUUCCGCGGGAUCGGUGUCCACUCACCCAGGACGCAAAGAGCCACCCGCCUGCAUUACAUCUUCAACUUGCCCUUCCGGUGGCGUCGUGCCUCCAUGCGGACUUGGUCUCCCCCGGUGACCCAGGCUACCACUCCUGCCACCACAGGGCCUCCCAGCCUCCCUACCAGUGCCCAGGCACAUCCUGCCUACCCACAGAGGGCCAUCAGCCCACCCCGCCGGGCACGCAGAGCCCCGAGACGCCACAGGAGUUCCCGCCAGUUAGGCCAGUGGCUCGACAAGUUUUUUUCCUUCCCUCUGUCUUCCAUGGCUUCCCAGCUUAAUGCCUCUUCCACCAGGUGUGUGUGGGGAGGCCAGUCACCCUCAACUCUGAGGACGAGAGCUUCCUCUAGGGGCUCUAGCAGGGCCUUCAUGGAGAAUCCCCAAGUCCAGGGCUCACAAGAUAUCUCUCUGACUGCAUUCCCUCCACUCGGCCCUCCUGAAAGGGCCCCCAUCAGUCUGGGCCAAGGCCCUCUUCCGACAGGCCUUGAGCCCGGAGUGUGUGUCUCUUCCAGGGCUGCUGGCCUGCCACACCACUCGCUGUAGCCUUGUGGCCAGACACCCCUGCCUGAGCCCCUGAGCACUUCCUCCAGCCCACACACCAAAGGCCUGUGCAGAGUAGGCAUUCAUUAACUUGGUCAAGGAAUGAAUGGCUCCGUGGAACCCUAGCAGGGAGGGAGAUUCCGGUCCUCUGUGGCUGUGAGGGCAUGGCUGAGGUUCAGGCCAACCUUCGUCACAGGCCUCUUUGCCCAAGAAGGAAGAUCCUUGCACUUUGCUGUGUUUCCAGCCCCCACCCCACUCCCUACCCAAGCAUUGU
Castor canadensis (American beaver) is the source of this 1562-nucleotide messenger RNA. The record is from RefSeq and is a predicted model, not a curated record. NCBI's taxonomy places the organism in Eukaryota, Metazoa, Chordata, Mammalia, Rodentia, Castoridae.